UGAAAACUUCACUGCGUUUCAGCGAAGGGAAGCUCUGUGAGCGGAGAGCCAGCGCCUGGGAGCUGAAUCUGCUGCUUACAGUCCAGCUGUGAUCGACAGAGGAGGACCGGUCCGGUUCUCAGCAUUGGAACGAUUUCCGGCCAACAUGGAUGAUUUAGAUGCUUUGUUGGCGGACCUCGAGUCCUCAACAUCCCACAUUGCCAAGCGUCCGCUCUUCCUGUCUGACGAGACCGCCUACUCCUUCCCUGUUGGGGGUCAGACCGAGCAAGACCUCAGCUCUCCACCCCAAGUCCCGCCCACUCCCUCUGAGCUAAACGGACUUGAUGAAACAGAGUCCUUCAGCUCAGCUCAGAGAAGUCCCUGGUCUCGAGAUAGUAGCAGUCCAACUCAACCCAUUGGUGAAGAAGACCACGUUUACAGUUUCCCUAAUAAGCAGAAGAGUAGUGAGUCAUCAGCUGCCAUGAACUCAUCUUUGGGCAGCAACCUGUCUGAGCUGGACCGCUUGCUGCUGGAGCUCAACGCUGUCCAGCAAAGCACCCCUGCCUUCCAAACAGAAGAGGAAGCAGCUCCCCCGCUGCCCGCCAGCAGCAUCAUCCACCAUGUCCAGGAGAAUGGAGUCUCCACUGCGGGCAAGACUGCUCCACCUGUAAUGGAGAAGCCCAAACGCAGUGUGGUAACUCGGGGAAUAGAGGAUGUACGACCAAGUGUAGAGAGCCUUCUGGAUGAACUGGAAAGUUCUGUGCCCUCACCCAUUCCCACACCGCUGGCUGUAUCAGACGAACAAACAGAUGGACAAGAGGAAACACCAGCACAGCAGCAAGCCAGAAUGUCUGCUUCCUCUGCCACACGAGAGCUAGAUGAGCUAAUGGCUUCCCUGUCUGACUUCAAAGUCCAGAGCAAUAUCCAGUCCCAGGGAAAGACUUCUCCCACUGGUCCCCCCAAACCUGCCAACAAGCUGGACAACAUGCUGGGAAGCCUUCAGUCCGACCUCAACAGAUUAGGAGUCCAGACGGUGGCUAAAGGCGUCUGCGGAGCCUGCAAGAAACCCAUUGUUGGCCAGGUGGUGACUGCCAUGGGCAGAACGUGGCACCCCGAGCACUUUGUGUGCACCCACUGCCAGGAGGAGAUAGGCUCCAGGAACUUCUUUGAGCGUGAGGGGCAACCGUACUGUGAGAAAGACUACCACAGCCUGUUCUCACCGAGAUGCCACUACUGUAAUGGACCCAUACUGGAUAGAGUAGUGACUGCUUUGGACAAGACCUGGCAUCCAGAGCACUUCUUCUGCGCCCAGUGUGGUGCCUUUUUCGGACCAGAAGGUUUCCAUGAGAAGGACGGAAAGGCGUUCUGCAGAAAGGACUACUUUGACAUGUUUGCCCCUAAAUGUGGUGGCUGUGCCCGUGCCAUCCUGGAGAACUACAUCUCGGCUCUCAACUCACUCUGGCACCCUGAGUGCUUCGUCUGCAGGGAGUGCUUCACGCCGUUCAUAAACGGCAGCUUCUUUGAUCACGGCGGCCAGCCGUACUGCGAGGCGCACUACCACGAGCAGCGCGGCUCUCUGUGCUCCGGCUGCAAGAAGCCCAUCACCGGCCGCUGCAUCACAGCGAUGGCUAAGAAGUUCCACCCAGAGCACUUUGUGUGCGCUUUUUGCCUCAAGCAGCUCAACAAAGGCACCUUCAAGGAGCAGAACGAGAAGCCGUACUGCCAAGGCUGCUUUGUCAAACUCUUCAGUUCUUAGGGACUGUGUAUAAAUGUGUGUACGCACGUUUACACAUUUAUUUACAAGUCUUGAAUGCAAGUGUGGAUGUGUGUGCACUCACAUGUCUAGCAUGUAUGAAUCAGUGAUGUGGUUUUUGAGGAUGAGGGCGUUGGUGUAUCACAUCAUAAGGGUGACAAAUGUCUGACUAUUGACCCUUGACAUCGAAGGGAUUCCCCUGGUUGUCCAACCUCUCAGGCUUGGCAUUUCACAUUUUUGCUAAAGACAUUUUAAACAGAGCCCAAAGAGAUUUUUAUUUAGUUUUCCUCCUUUGUGCAGCAAAGAAAAUGCAUUUAUUUCCCCUUGUGCGUGUGUACAUAUAUGAGCAUAUGGGCGUCGAAUUAAGACUUCCUCAGAGCCCUGAUUUGUAAAUGAUUUAAUUCCCCCAUUGCAGGGCAAGACCUUGCACCCUAUGGUGGUUUUAUGCGGAUUUGAAACAGCUGCUUGAUUGCAUGGACCAUGGAGAAUUGACUUAAGCAGUUUUAGAGUAUGUUGAGUGUUUAAUACAUAGUGCUUGGCCAAUAAGUGUUGGAAUAAUCUAUGAAAAGAUGUAUUUUUCUAGCUUUGGAGACUUCUGAGGUGCCAUUAAAGAUAACCAUGAAAACACUCCAUAUGUACAUGCACACAGACACAAACUGAAGUCCUCCUUUUUCUUUCUCACUUCUUUAAAAUACCAGUUCAAACUCUUUGCACACUCCAACCACAGAUCUCUUGACGAGACCGUCUUAAGGUGCAUUUAACAGGCGUCAGCAACAUAUUAGCUCGUCCUUAUUUUUCUACUGUUUUACUAUGAAAAAGAACCCAGGUGUUUUCUCAGUUUUAGCAUACAUUACACUCACAUUUGUGCUCUUGUAAGUUGAUUAUUUUUAGGGAUGCACCAAUCCGACUUUUUCUUUCCUGAUGCUAAUAAAUGGGCUUCGGGUAUCAAAGAAUGAGUCCUCCUGUAAAACAAAAUGUAACCUGAUCCAGCUAUUGAGUCAGUAUCGGCCUGAUCUCCAAUAUCAGUAUCAGAUUGGUGCAUCCCUAAUUAUUUCCCAUUGGGUGUGGUAUCAAACAUAUAAGUCACCAUAUCAACCUUUUUUAUCCUGUAGCAACUUGGAACUUCUUUUUACUUUCCUAACGCAGUGACUUUUUAAUUUUCAAUAUUAGUAUUCAAAUAAGUGGAGCCUGACUGAUACUGGAUUUCUGGGGCUGAUACUGAUAUUGGAGAGUAAAACUUCCAAUAUUGAUCUGUUGUCUGAUAUAUAUACAUGUAACAUCACUGUUACACUCCAGUUUAUAACAUAUAAACAGAAUGAACUAAGUCUUUAAAGUUGCUGUUUUAUGUUCCAAAAUGCAAAUGUUACUUUUCUUGAUGUCGUUGAAUGAUUGAGUUGACAAAGCUGUGAGCAGUUUUUUGUUUCUCAUUCUGUGCUUUUUGCCACCAGAUUAUAAAAUCUAUGCUCUGCUGGAUGAACUAUGUGUUGAAACCAUUUCUGCCUAUACCAAUAUAUCUGUGAUAGGCAUAUUUGAUCGGUCGGGCUCUACAAAUAAGACUAAAUGGUUGCAGCUGAAGAUGACAAAAAGUAAGAAUAAUAUACAUCUACGGUUGUUAAUGUUGGACUUAUGGUGCAAUUAAAAACAAGCCAAAACUAAAUGAACUGUAUUUACUCCAGUUCGGAGAUUCUCCUGCAUGAUGUACCCACACAGAAUAAAUCCAGAAGAAUUCAGUGCAGAGUAAAUGAUGCUUCAGUUCAACAUCUUUUUCCAUAUGUUACUAUUGCUACUGUAUGAAAUCUAUUGUUAAGGCUGGUUAAAAAAUGGUCAUGCAUUUGGAUUAGAAGCAUGCUUUCUUUUAUGUGGAGUUUCAUCAGCACUACCUGCCAGUUGCUGUUACAAUCAGAACCUAAAUUUGUAUACCUGUAACACGCUCAACUUUGUGACAGAACUGUGUUUUGUCACUGUUUUGAUGAAUAUAUAUAUAUAUUUUUGAGCUAUUUGGGCUCACACUGAUAUGCAAAGAGCUGGCUCUAUUGGCAUGUAGGCUAACAGUAGUUUACCCAGUUCUCACAUGACACGUACCAGCUUUGAUUCCAGUGUGUCAGACUUCCAAGGAAACGCAGCCCUUAUUAUUUUUCAUUACGAGUCAUGAACUCUGAUCCUGCUGUCUGAGCUGAUAUCGGCGCUUGGCUCACUGAUGGAAGCUGGAUGUUUGUGUUAGCUGGUCAGGAAUCAUAAUACAGGGCCACACUUUGAGCAAAAUGUAUGAAAUGACUAAUUUUAGUUGUAGCCCUCUUUUGCCACCUAUAUGAUGCAAUGAGUGAUUUUUUUUUUUUGUAUUUUCGGGACAAUAUUGCUUGUCGUUUUGAUCCCUAUGUGUGUAUCAACAUUCAGAUUUUUACUUUGAGAAGAUGUUUGCUCUUGUGCCAAAUGUGUCAAUGCAAUAAGGUCUUAUACACUGUGGAGUUCUCAACCUUUCCUGUGAUUUGACUCUUUAUGGGCUGAACUCUGGGAGAGGCUUUGUCUGCUGUGGUACAUCUUAAAGGUUUACACUGUAAUAGACAAGCCAAGGAGAAAGCGUCUGGGCCGAGUCAUUCAGCGGACAGUAUAGUGUGCACUUGUAGCUGAUUCAGAUUAACAGGAAGUAGCAGGGGACAAUAAACAGGAAAUUGUGAGUUAGUUUGCCCCAUGUAUAUUUAUCUGCUUACAGCAUAAUGCCUUAUAGUUUUUGCGUCUGUCAAAGAAUUCAUGAAAAAAAAAUCAAAGCCUUUUACUGUUAGAGAUUAAGUGAAUUUUGCUUUGUAAAUGAAGAUGUUCAUGUGACCUUUUACCAUUUGCAUUUUCUCAUGAGCCAUAGAUUUAACUGGCUCUUGUGUGGGUGGGGUGUAAAAGCCUAUGUGGGUCUUGAUUACUGACUGAUUAUUAUAACUGCUGCAAAUAAAAUAAAUACUUUAUUUCUGGCA
Molecule: messenger RNA, 4695 nt
Organism: Centropristis striata (black sea bass)
Lineage: Eukaryota; Metazoa; Chordata; Actinopteri; Perciformes; Serranidae
Product: paxillin-like
Exons: 11
Coding region: 146-1735 (529 amino acids)
Biological process (GO): substrate adhesion-dependent cell spreading; transforming growth factor beta receptor signaling pathway; endothelial cell migration
Source: RefSeq, a predicted model, not a curated record